UAUAAACAAAAGACCAAAAGUUAAGGUUAGGAUUUGCGGCAAUAAUGUUCUCCCGCGUGACAAAUUUAUUAUUGUGCACUGGAAAAGGAUUAUAUAAAUCAUCAUAUACCUGUUCAUGUAGAAUAAUACAAUCAGAACCUCUUUACAAGAAAAGAACAUUUUGUAGUAAAAACAAAGACGAGAAGUUAGAGAAACAUGAAUUUGAAAAUGAUGAUUUGCAACAUAACCCCACUUACACAGUCAGUGAAAAAUAUAAAGUUUUCCGUGAUGAAGAUGCACCGGUUGUUUUCGAUGUAGACGAGGAGAAAACUAAAAUAAAUCUUGCUGAUCUUGAACUUGACGAAGAAUUUGUCGAUUCUUAUGAAGGCUUAAAUUUAACGCGAGGAAUCAGUGGUGUUUAUGAAAUUGAAGAUCUACUUGAAGUUUUAAAAAAGGACAAUGCAAAAGAUAUUUUUGUUGCUUCUGUACCACGAGAAUUUUCAUACGUAGACUAUAUUGUUGUAGUAACAGGAAAAACACAGAGACACAUGUUAGCUCUUGCAACCUUUGUACGCAAAGUUUAUAAAUUAAAAAUGCACAGUGGUGACAGAAUUCCAAAACUUGAAGGCGAGAGGUCUAAGGAUUGGAUAGCUUUAGAUUUAGGAAAUAUCGUUCUACAUGUAUUUUCCCAAAAAGCCAGAGAAGUAUUUGAUUUAGAAAGUUUGUGGUCCGUUGGCGCAAAAUAUGACGACCAGAUCAAUUUCCAAGAUCCACAGUCGGAGAUUUUUGAAAAAUACGAUGCUUUCCUGAAAGAACUACAGCCAGCUGAUGGUUAAAUACAAAUUGUUUCUUUUCUAAUUAAGGUAUUUGAUUAUUAAUAAAAUAGUUUACAAACAA
This is a messenger RNA of Leptopilina heterotoma, 876 nucleotides long. RefSeq lists its product as uncharacterized. NCBI's taxonomy places the organism in Eukaryota, Metazoa, Arthropoda, Insecta, Hymenoptera, Figitidae. The transcript is spliced from 3 exons. The record is from RefSeq and is a predicted model, not a curated record. The coding region runs from base 45 to 815 and encodes 256 amino acids. Gene Ontology annotation, molecular function: ribosomal large subunit binding. Gene Ontology annotation, cellular component: mitochondrion. Gene Ontology annotation, biological process: negative regulation of translation; negative regulation of ribosome biogenesis.